AUGGAACUAGACCAGCCCGAACGCCCUCAAGCCGCCGCUCCAAGUUCCAAUGACGCCCUUACAGCGAUGGGUGCGACUGCCGUACGUUCGAUCGAAGGCUGGAUCAUCAUCGUCACCAAUGUACACGAAGAAGCUAGCGAGGAGGACCUACUGGACAUGUUUGGAGAAUUUGGCACAAUCAAAAACUUGCACCUGAACCUGGACCGAAGAACUGGUUAUGUCAAGGGCUACGUCCUUAUCGAAUAUCCCACGCUCGACGAAGCGAAAGCAGCCAUCAAGGGCGCCAACGGCCACGAGCUCCUGGAGCAGAAAGUGUCAGUCGACUUCGCGUUCGUACGGCCGCCGCCGGCCAACAAGGGUGGACGAGAUCGCGACAGGCGGGGAGGCGGACGUGGCGGUAGGGGUCGAAGCCGGAGCCCGGAUAGGGAUACAGGUGAUGCGGAAGAAUGA
Molecule: messenger RNA, 450 nt
Organism: Westerdykella ornata
Lineage: Eukaryota; Fungi; Ascomycota; Dothideomycetes; Pleosporales; Sporormiaceae
Product: RNA-binding domain-containing protein
Exons: 2
Coding region: 1-450 (149 amino acids)
Biological process (GO): RNA splicing
Cellular component (GO): nucleus; exon-exon junction complex; cytoplasm
Molecular function (GO): mRNA binding
Source: RefSeq, a predicted model, not a curated record